CAUUUGAUAAGGGCACUCCCUAUAUAUACACAAACUCUAAAACCUUGUCUCUCACUCACCUUUUCCUCAGUUACCCUCACUUUGUUGGCGUCUGUUAACAAUAUUGAUACUGUCUCCAAACACACUCACAAACACAAGCCCAUUACAUCACUUCACUGUCAAAACCCUAAUCUUUCACCAUUCUUCUGCUGCUACACCGACCCAACUCUUUCUCUCGUUCAAACUUCUCAAAAGGAACCUUUUUUACCAUACCCACUUGAGAUUUUCUUCUCUUCAGUGUUGUGCUGCUCAGUAUCGUUGAUUCAGUAGGCAAGUGAAGGUUCAAUUUUCUUGUCGUGUUUUUGCGUUUUUGGUGAAUCUCUGAGUACCCUUUAGAUUGGUAGUUUGGAGUGUUGUGUUUUUUUUCUUGUUUUUGCAAGAGGGGUUUAGAGGGGGAAAUCUUGGGAGUUGGGUGGAUUGGUGAGAGAAAAAGCAGUUAUGGUGACUGCUGAGAAUGAGAUUGGUGAGGAUCAGAAGGAGAUUGGUGUCCCCAAGUCUCCAUGGAAGACCCCUAAUGUUGAUGGGAAGGGAGGUGAUGUGCCUGUGAUGAUGGGCACUGAGUCUUGGCCAGCUCUCUCUGAUGCACAAAAACCCAAGAAUGUUGAGACUGCUGCUGCUUCUGUGUCAAGUGCUGGUGAGGUUGCUCAAAGACCUCCCUCUAUGCAGAAGGUGAAUGGUUCUGGAAACCCUAACCCAAUGCAUAAGUUGCCAUCGUCACGCCAUCAAAAGUCGGGUGCUAAGCGCAACUCAAGUGGUGCACCUCCCUUUCCUGUACCAAUGGCUUAUCAUCAUCAUCCAGUUCAUCCAUUUUAUCACGCUAUGGUACCUCCUCCUCACAUUGCUGUUCAUGGUUAUGCUUUCCCACCUGGUCCAGGACCUUUUCCAGGUGUAGAAAGCCCUUUAGUGAAGCCUGUAUCUCAGGCGCCAGCACAAGCCUUUGCUCCACCUGCUCAUGCUGUCGAUGCAAAAAAUGUUCAGCCUCCUGUGCAAGGGGAUCCAAAUGCCUAUGCUGCUAAUUUUUCUAAUGGAAGACCAAAUAUCCAAGAACAAGGUGACCAUCUAAAUCAUGGUUGGCAUCAUCAAAGACCUUUCCCUUCCAGAGCAAACAUUCCUAUGCAACAAGGUUUUGGCCCAAGACCCUUUAUAAGACCUCCAUUUUAUGGUCCACCUCCAGGAUACAUGGUUGGUCCAAGCUACCCAGGACCUGCACCUGUUUGGUGUGUCCCUAUGCCACCUCCCGGCUCCAUUAGAGGACCCCAUCCUCGACACUUUGUUCCAUAUCCUGUCAACCCUACACCUCAGCCACCGCCUCCGGAAACUGCAUCUUUGAGGGCUAGUAUUGUUAAACAGAUAGACUAUUAUUUUAGUGAUGAAAAUCUGGAGGAUGACCAUUACCUUAUUUCCUUGAUGGAUGACCAAGGAUGGGUUCCCAUAUCCACUGUUGCCGAUUUUAAAAGGGUCAAGAGGAUGUGCAGAGACAUACCUUUCAUUCUUGACGCACUUCAGAGCUCUAAUACUGUGGAAGUCCAGGGUGACUUAAUAAGGAAACGCAGUAAUUGGUCAAAAUGGAUUCAAGUUUCCUCAGGAAACUCAGGAUCAUCAAAUGCUCAGAUUCAACAGAGCCAACUUGUAGAGGGUCCUGACAAUUCUCUUGAGGAUGGUGAUGCUGUUGGGGAUUCAAAAAAAGAGACUUUGGAAGCGAAUCUUAAAGAUGCUGCUCAUAGUUCAAUUUUGGCUGAGCAUACUCAGCCAAAAAAAGAUAUGUUGCAAGUUUCACAUAUGAACCGAGAACAAAACACUGAGAGCCAUCAUUCCAAUGAUAAACCACAUGCAAUAACUGGUGAAACUGUCAAGUUCCGUGAUUUUGAUACAACUAAUAGUAAUUUAUGUAGCCAACAAGAAACUGAGCCUAAAAUAUUUGACAAUAAUGAGGCUGGAAACAUGGAUGUAUUGACUGACAUGGAUGUCCGAGACCUUUCCAAUGAUUUUGGCAAUACUUUUAUGCUUGAUGAAGAGAUUGAGCUUGAGCAGAAGAUUCUAAGGAAGACAGAGCUUUCUUCUAGUGCAAGGAUUGAUGAUGAAGAUGAUGAGAUGGCUGUCAUUGAACAGGAUGUUCAGAGACUAGUAAUUGUUACCCAGAAUAGUGAUCCUAAACAAGGAUCUAGAAUUGGUGCUAAAGAAUCAAAAUCCAUUUCCAACGAGCUUGCUUCUGCAAUAAAUGAUGGGCUUUACUUCUACGAGCAGGAACUGAAACAUAGGCGGUCUAAUCGUAGAAAGAAUAACUCUGAUAGUAGAGAUCGAAACAUAAAAUCCCCAAGCCAUAAUUCUGGUGUAUCAAAUAUAAAGGUGGUUGAGAGUAAUGGUGGAACCAGCUUUGAAGAAUCUGGAAUCAAUAAUUCUCGAAGGAAACAAAAAGUCUUUCACAAGCAACCAUCUUCCCUAAAACAGCGGUUUUUCUCAAGUAAUUUUAGAAACCACGGAACUGGACGUAACUCUCAUGGAAUCAUAUCUGAAAGCCCGCCUAGUAAUUCGGUUGGGUUUUUCUUUGCUUCUACACCUCCUGAAAAUCAUGGUUUCAAGCCUUCAAAAUUGAGUAGUUCACCUCAUGGGGGUCUUUCUGGUAGUUCACCACAUGCCGGUCUUUACGGUAGUUCACCACAUGGGGGUCUAUCUGGUAGUCCACCUGUGGGUUCCUUGCCAAAGUCUUUUCCACCGUUUCAGCACCCAAGUCACCAACUUUUAGAAGAAAAUGGUUUCAAACAACAGAAGUACUUAAAGUAUCAUAAACGGUGCUUGAAUGAUAGAAAGAAGCUUGGAAUUGGUUGCAGCGAGGAAAUGAAUACAUUAUACAGAUUCUGGUCCUAUUUUCUUCGAGACAUGUUUGUGCCUUCUAUGUAUAAUGAAUUUAAGAAAUUAGCCAAGGAAGAUGCUGCAGCUAAUUAUAAUUAUGGCAUAGAGUGCCUCUUUAGAUUCUACAGUUAUGGAUUGGAGAAAGAAUUUAGAGACGAUUUAUACAAGGAUUUUGAACAACUUACUCUGGAUUUCUACCAUAAGGGCAAUCUAUAUGGCCUAGAAAAAUAUUGGGCAUUUCAUCACUAUCGCAGGAUCCGCGACCAUAAAGAGCCCUUGAAUAAACACCCUGAACUGGACAGGUUGCUCCGAGAAGAGUAUCGUAGUUUGGAGGAUUUCCGUGCCAAAGAAAAUAACGCUGUGAAAGAAGACCUUAAUUAGGUUGAUGACUGAUAAAACACCUUAAUGGUAAAUACACAUGGCACAGAGUUUUGAUGGUUGCAUCUUCAAUUUUGAUGAGAAGUCUAACAACAUAACAAUAUGAGUUGUGGAGUAGCGGCCUGCUUUUCGGUUUGAAUGGAAAGUGGAAGAUUGUUUGUUUGUUAUAUAUUUGGUUGGUUGGUUGAAUUGAUUAUGCCUCUUGAGAGGAUUGCUGAUUGACAAGCCUUUUCAGGUUUCUUUGAUGGAUCAUUCUAUAUAUUAUACUCACUGCAUCCUUUCUUUGGUGGAUCUUGCAGACUUUAGGGGACACCUUUUCUUGUCUCCAAAUGUUGUACAUAAGAUGAUAGACUAGAAGUUGUGACAUUGUUACAGCAUAAGAGAAAGAGGUUCUUGUUUUUAUUGGUGGGGGGGUGAAAAGGGAGGAAAGGAUUGUACCUUAUAUCUUGCAAAAUUUGAACAAUAAGAGUGAGAUUCUUCUUACUUUUUUACUUGGUGUGCUCAUUUGGUUUAUCUGCAACAUUUCUUGCCUCACCAAAUUUGUAUGGUUGAAAAAGGAAAAUGUUUUUGGUAACACUAACAUGGGACAGUGUCUAUUUGAUUU
Messenger RNA from Cajanus cajan (pigeon pea), 3871 nucleotides. It is a transcript of the gene LARP1A, whose product is annotated as LA RNA-binding protein. NCBI's taxonomy places the organism in Eukaryota, Viridiplantae, Streptophyta, Magnoliopsida, Fabales, Fabaceae. The record is from RefSeq and is a predicted model, not a curated record. Gene Ontology annotation, molecular function: RNA cap binding. Gene Ontology annotation, biological process: mRNA stabilization.